UCACUAGCGUUUGAGAAAGGCGAAACAAGAGGAGAUCCAGCAGAUGAAACGAGAUGGAAAAUCAGGAUAAUUGUUUGCACAGGUCUCGCAGCAGAGAUGCACCAGACCAGUCUGCCUCCUCUGACUUGGACAGCUCUCUGGAAGGGGAAUCUAGACCUGGGAGACAUCAGCAAGGAGACAACCAUGUCACAAGCAAUGGAAGAAUUGAAGUGGAACAUGUGAUUGGCAGAAAGAUGCAACUACAAAGGAAAGCGGAGUGCCUGAAGAACGACCUGAUGCGUCAGUUUGACAGCCAUGUCAGUGACUUCAUGGAUAGUCUUAUUGAAGAAGCGGCGAGCCUCAAAGCUGCUCCUGCAUCUGCCGUCUUCUCCCCACCCCUGUCGGACAAGGAGAGGAGUAAACUUGGGCGCAUUCAACCUCCUCAUGGCCAGGGAAAGCAGUACACAUGUCGGAGAUCCCUCCUGGAUGAGCUGUUUGAGGUGAACCACAUCAGGACCAUCUACCACAUGUUCAUUGCUGUGCUCAUUCUCUUUAUUCUCAGCACACUUGUGGUUGAUUUCAUUGAUGAAGGCAGACUGGUGCUGGACUUUGACCUGCUGGUCUAUGCAUUUGGACAGUUCCCUCUGGUAGUUUGCACAUGGAUCUGCAUGUUCCUGUCGGUGCUGCUGGUUCCCUACAACCUAUUUAACCUGUGGUGUCAGAGCCAGUCUAGCUCUCAUGGUCACCACAGGUUCCACAGCUGGCUGUUUGGCUCUGUAUACCUGCUCUAUCAAGCUUUAGGUUUGGGAUUCCUCCCUCCUUAUGUGGCGGUGACCAACGGUUUGCCGCCCGCGUCCUGCUUCAUCGUCAUCAUGGAACAGGUACGCCUAAUGAUGAAAGCCCAUUCCUUUAUUAGAGAAAAUGUGCCAAGAGUCCUGACUUGGGCAAAAGACAAAAAAGGUCCUGGUCCAGUAGUCCCUCAGGUUUCUCAGUAUCUUUACUUCCUGUUUGCACCCACACUUAUUUACAGAGACCAUUACCCCAGAAACCCAGUGAUCAGAUGGAGCUACGUGGCCACUAAGUUACUUCAAGUACUUGGAUGUACGUUUUAUACAUAUUACGUGUUUGUGCGACUGUGCAUCCCACAGUUUCGCAGCAUCAGCCUGCAGCGGUUCGAUCUGCGGGCCAUGGUCCUCUGUGUCUUUAACUCCAUACUGCCAGGAGUUUUGAUUCUGUUCCUGGGAUUCUUUGCCUUCCUUCACUGCUGGCUCAAUGCUUUUGCAGAGAUGCUUCGCUUUGCAGACAGGAUGUUUUACAAGGACUGGUGGAAUUCAACAUCCUAUGCCAAUUACUACCGGACUUGGAACGUAGUAGUCCAUGACUGGCUGUUUAACUACGUGUACCGGGACUUCCUGUGGAUGUCUCAAAAGCGUUUCCGACCAGCGGCCAUGCUUUGUGUGUUUACACUGUCUGCAGUAGUCCAUGAGUACAUUCUUGUCAUCUGCUUUGGCUUCUUUUAUCCCGUUCUCUUCUGCCUCUUCAUGUGCUUUGGAAUGUUGUUCAACUUUAUUAUGCACGACCAAAGGAAAGGCCCUAUUUGGAACAUAUUCAUGUGGACGUCCAUAUUUUUAGGUCAGGGUUUUAUAAUCUGUCUGUACUCCCAGGAGUGGUACGCCAGGCAUAAUUGUCCACUGAAAGAGUCUUCUUUCCUAGAUAUGCUGAAACCUCGCUCUUGGAGCUGUCGGAGUCCUGAUGUCAGUCUCUGA
Molecule: messenger RNA, 1745 nt
Organism: Nematolebias whitei (Rio pearlfish)
Lineage: Eukaryota; Metazoa; Chordata; Actinopteri; Cyprinodontiformes; Rivulidae
Gene: soat1
Product: sterol O-acyltransferase 1
Exons: 16
Coding region: 54-1745 (563 amino acids)
Biological process (GO): cholesterol metabolic process; cholesterol efflux
Cellular component (GO): endoplasmic reticulum membrane
Molecular function (GO): fatty-acyl-CoA binding; cholesterol O-acyltransferase activity; cholesterol binding
Source: RefSeq, a predicted model, not a curated record